Molecule: messenger RNA, 1200 nt
Organism: Saccharomycodes ludwigii
Lineage: Eukaryota; Fungi; Ascomycota; Saccharomycetes; Saccharomycodales; Saccharomycodaceae
Gene: ELA1
Product: elongin A
Exons: 1
Coding region: 1-1200 (399 amino acids)
Biological process (GO): transcription elongation by RNA polymerase II
Cellular component (GO): nucleus; elongin complex
Source: RefSeq, a predicted model, not a curated record
AUGAGAGAUAUACCUAGUUUAUCAUUACUAGCUCAGAUCAAACUCCAACAGAAUAUUAUAUUGUUGAAAGAUAUUGGACAAGUGCCUUAUCACAUAAUAAGACCAAUACUAUUUAAGAUCACAGAUUAUAAACAACUAGAUUUAUUGGAAUCUAGUAACCCUUUGAUAAUAAUAGAUGACGAUGAGGUAUGGUAUGCAUUAAUAAAAAAAGACUUUCCUAAUCAUGCACUGGAAAAUUAUUCCAUGCAUAAAGAUAAAAUUCUCUCAAGCUUAUUGAAAACUGUUUUUAAGUGCAAAGACAAAGAUUUACGUGAUUGGGUCAUUAAUAACCAGAUAAUACAAGCAAAGUAUAAUUCCUAUAACUUCGAAGCGUUGCACAGUAAUUCCAAUACUACCACUUCUCAACCCAUCAUUGAACGAUAUAAAAUACCUUCUAAACUUUUAUAUAUGAAGUAUAGACAGGAUAUAAAUAAAAGAGAGCAAGAAGCAGAGUUAAAGCUAAAGAAAACUAUCAAUGAUUUACAAAAGUCCAGACAGGAAAAUUCAAUAAUACACUUGAAAAAUGAUGAGGACAUUAAACAACAUUUGCCUAAAACUUCUUCAAGGGUUUUUAAAUAUCGGGGCGAUCAACAGCAAAACAAUACCAAAUCAAAACUUUUUCUAAAAUCCUUAAACGAAUGUAGACAGUAUAAACGGAAAUUUACAAAAAACUCGUUAAAUUCGUUGACGGGCACAUCAACUAUAAAACAGCUUAGCACAAAGAAUAUGGGUGUUAAUACGAACAAUAAUCCUUUAAUAAAUAACAAAAAAGACCAAAGUGCUUCGCCUAUAGUUGUUGUUGGUGGUGGUGGUGGUGAUGAUAAAAAAACUAAUACUAUUGGUAAGAAGACAUCAACUACAUCAGGAAGAAUACGACAGAGCUUGUCUAUGACAAAAAAUAAUUCUAUUGGAAAGUCUACUUCUAUGACUCCCUCCUUUUCGACCCCGUCUACCAAUACAUUAUUCAUACCAAGUAGAGAAACUAAGAAAAAAAAACUAACGAGCAUUUUCCAGAAAAAUAAGAAACCAAAUGUGGGAAGUGAUAAUUCUUAUCUUAUAACUGCUGCAAAUCCUACCGUCCGAAAUAAAGCAUCUGUGUAUAUUUAUAACAAUAAUGACAGAAGUACUAUAAAUAAGAAAAAGACAGAUGGAAACAGCUGA